CGUUAUUUAAAAAAGAAUCGAUUUUUGAGUGAAAUAUUCUCUGGAAACACGAAAGAGUACCUUUCUACUAUAUACUUUAGAUGAAAUUUAUAACUGCGACGGAACACCCUCUACCAGUCAAUAGAGAAACUAUAGAGGCUAAGUAGGAAAGGUGGGGGCAGCCACUUGCCGAAGUGUGGGUGGUGGUAUGAACCAAUAAGAUUCUCGAGCGGGAGAUAGUGCAGAGAAUUACAUCGAACGCACGCCACAGAUACCAAGAGGAAGAGUUGACGUAUGCAUUUGCCAAUUCAUUCACUACUUUACUACAUCUGUAGACAGUAAAGUUACGGAAGGAACGUUAAUAUAUAGUAAAAAAACAAGUGAAAGAAGAAUAUAAAAAGGUAAAGGAUUUCUGCCGUCAGAAUGGUCAUUCGGGGUUUCUUCUUGACAGCAAUGUUGGCGACAUUUGUGACAACUUUGUCUGCUGUCGAUCCCCUAUCCACACUGGAAUGCCGCAGAACAGAAUAUUUUUAUAAGGCAACGAGAACGGACGAAAGGGGACGACAAUGUUGGGAUAAUCUUAGAGUCAUGUCCUGUUGGGGCAGGUGUGAUUCUAUUGAGAUUGCCGAUUGGAGGUUUCCUUACAAGAAAUCCUAUCAUCCCGUCUGUAUGCAUAAAGAGAAGAUCUUACGAAGGAUCAAAUUAAAACAUUGUGAUCCAGAUGCUGGACCAGAAUUGAGAAAAUAUCAAUAUUACGAAGCUAUAACCUGCGCUUGUCAAUUUUGCGAAAGCUCAACGGCGAGUUGUGGUAAUGUAAUACCUUACAGAAAUGGGAGACGUUAAUAUUUAAAACUUAAAAAAAACAAUAACAAAAAUUAAAAAAAAGAGAGAGAGAGAGAAAAAAAUAAAAAAAAUAAAUUCCUCCGUUUCUCCCCCUCCCCACACACACACAAAAAUAAAAUUUCGUUUUUUAUUUUUUCCGUUUUUCGUCUUAAAAAAACGCACUUUUUUGCCAUUCCUCCCACCAAUAAACAGUCUUGGAUUUUUAUAAUCCGUGACGAAAGCAAAUCCGGUCCAAUCAGAAUUAAAAACAGAUAAUUUAGGUAGGUCUUCUUUAAUUGGUCGAAUUUGAAUUUUAAAUUUAAAAAAAAAGUAAUAUAUAUAUAUAUAUGAAUGUAAAGUGGAUUUAUGAUGUUAACUCUUAACGAUAUUUUCUUCUUUUCGUUUUUUAACGAGUUCGGAACAUUAUAUUGAAUAAAAUAUGAAAAUGUAUCGAUAAAUUAUGCACGACAUUAAGCUAAAAAAAGACUGUUUUUUAAUAAUAAACUGUAAGAAAAAACAUUUUUUUUUCUCGUCUAACAAAUCUUAAUUUAUAUGUUCAAAUCUCAUGGGGAAUAUAAUCUUUAUUCGGAGAAGAUUAGGAAAAAUUAAAUUAUGUCUUUUUCAAAACAAUAAGUUAAAUAUAUAUAUAUAUUAAUUAAUAAAUAAUAAUGAAAGGAAAAUCAUUUUUAAAGUAUAGUCAUAAAUAAAUAUCGAUAAUAUCAUUUAAAAUGUAUGACCUUUCAUUAAAUUUAAACAUUAAUUGAAACAGUUUGGUGACUUAUUGUAAAGCAGUUUAUCUAAGAUAAUGAAGUGUUUAGAGAAGAGUUUGUUCUUCAAAUUUAAUUAUACAAUGCCGUAUAUGAUAAUUAAUUAUAUUCGCUUCCAACUACAAUAUUUCCCUUGUUAAUUUAAAACCGCUGAAAAAUUUGGGUAACAAUUACGUAAAAUCGUCGCUCCCCCAUGUAAGAAUUUGUAUAAAAAUUGCAUUAAAAAUAAUAAAGUUCAAAUUAAAUAUGCUAAAAUAGUGAGUGCAUACAAAUAACUUACGAGGAAGGUAUUUUAUUAGAUAAAAAUGUUCAAUUUAACCCCAUAAAACUCGUCGGAAAAA
Messenger RNA from Centruroides sculpturatus (bark scorpion), 1909 nucleotides. RefSeq names its product thyrostimulin beta-5 subunit-like. Gene Ontology annotation, biological process: G protein-coupled receptor signaling pathway. Gene Ontology annotation, molecular function: hormone activity. NCBI's taxonomy places the organism in Eukaryota, Metazoa, Arthropoda, Arachnida, Scorpiones, Buthidae. The transcript is spliced from 3 exons. Gene Ontology annotation, cellular component: cytoplasm; extracellular region. Bases 403 to 822 code for a protein of 139 amino acids. The record is from RefSeq and is a predicted model, not a curated record.